Peronospora belbahrii is the source of this 321-nucleotide messenger RNA. Lineage: Eukaryota; Oomycota; Peronosporomycetes; Peronosporales; Peronosporaceae. The record is from the annotation of a GenBank genome assembly.
AUGGCAACACCGCCACAUUUGAGACUGCUGCUGCAGUUCGAUCAGGUUUUGACCAGGAGACUACUAGAUUAUCAUGCUACGUGGCUGAGUGAUGAGGUCAUGUUACUUUCUCGCGCACGAGCAGUAUGGAUAUAUGCACUACUGGCUCGUUUGGAUAAACACGUUCAUGCUGGUGUUGCUGCGACAAUACGACAGAUUUUGCGACGUUGCUGGACGUUGCGAUGUAAUCUGGAAGCGCCAUCGGACAUUCAGCUCAAGUCACUGAACAUUCUAAUUGUCAUCACUGGAUGUUUCUUUGGUCAAUUGCACGAUUUGGAAUAA